This is a messenger RNA of Xenia sp. Carnegie-2017, 2410 nucleotides long. Its product is annotated as glutathione peroxidase-like. The record is from RefSeq and is a predicted model, not a curated record. NCBI's taxonomy places the organism in Eukaryota, Metazoa, Cnidaria, Anthozoa, Malacalcyonacea, Xeniidae. Gene Ontology annotation, biological process: response to oxidative stress. Gene Ontology annotation, molecular function: glutathione peroxidase activity. The transcript has 5 exons.
GUAGCUUUCUCUUAAUGAUAGUGAAUGAUUAAGGAGAUAAAUUGCUUUUAUUGAACAAAUGGGAAACAAACGUAUGAAAACGACAUGAACAUGUUAUAUUAUAAAUAGUUGAAACGUUUUUAUUUGAUAUUCAAUAAAAUACUUUUUUUUUCAUUUUUUUUUUAUAUUUGACAAUUCAACGAUGAUUAUUACUUGUUACUUGAACACAAUAUUUUAUAAACUUGUGUGACGUUUAUUGUAAGGGUAAACAGACGCAACAGUUAAUGAAAGUUUUUGUUAUUUAUUAUUCAUAAAUGCAAAGUACAUUGAUGAUAAACGCAGAUCAAAGUAAGAAGAUUUUUCUUUUUAUCUGAGGUCGUUACGCACGACGUGUCACAUUUUGUUGUUUGUUUAAAAAUACAUAGAAGUGGGACGUUUGUAAGCUGAAAGCGGAAAAUUGUCGUUGAAAAGUCUAUUCAUCAUAAUGGCUUUCCACAAGUUUGUGGCUGUUAUUAUGAUGACCCAAAUCAUUUGGAUAUCUUCAGCAAGUAAAGAAAACAACGUCGCUUUUUCAAACUGCGUCGAAGGAACAUCGAGUUUGCAUGAUUUCGAAGACAAACUCCUUUCAAACGAAGAACUUAUACCAUUUUCUCGCAAUAAAGAUCAAAUCGUCAUCAUUACGAAUGUCGCUUCGUUUUGAGGUCUUACAAAAGUCCAGUAUCAUCAACUGAAUGCAUUAAUUGAAGAAUUCGAUACAAGUGUAUGUCCUUUACGUGUAUAUGGCGUUCCAUGCAAUCAAUUUGGCUUACAAGAGCCGGGAAAUGGCAAAGAAAUUAUUAAUUCACUUCGUUACGUUCGACCUGGUAACGGGUUUAAACCAAAAUUUGAUCUUUUGAUCAAAAGAGAUGUGAAUGGGGAGAAAGAAGACGCUUUAUUCACGUGGCUCAAGUCGCUUUGUCCAAAUCCAGUCACGAUGAUUGGAAACCCAAAGGAUUUGUUUUAUUCGCCAAUCAGGACAACUGAUUUUCAAUGGAAUUUUGAGAAAAUUCUUGUGGAUCAUAAAGGACGACCAAGAAAGCGUUAUACACCAAAAUUUAAUCCGUUAGAAAUGAAAUCAGAUGUGAAGAAUUUAGUUGAAGAAUGUGUUAAAGCAAGAAAGAAACGCGCGAACAUACAAUUUACAGAAACUGCUCAUUUCUAUAAUGUGUAAAGAAGUUUUGGUAAGGUAUCACGCUAAUAUCGCGGCAUUGUCUGAACCAUUUCACCCAAAGAGUUAAUUGUUUAUUGUUUUCAUAUUUGUUCGUAGCUGACACAAAGGAAACAUGUGUUAAUCAUCUGUUUUUUUAAAAACAUGUUUCUGCAUGAAAAUUAUGUACGAUGUCCAAUUUGAAAUCAUUUUUGUGAUGACAUUCCUGUCACCUUUUUCUUGUUAACAAGGUAGCUACGAACUUACUCGGGAGAGUCGAUUACUUGCAACUAUUAAGGUAUUUUGGAAAGUAAAACUUGUGUUUCUUUGUGCGCGUCUACUUUGUAAAAUCACACAUUAUCUAACUGUUAAACGUGCAUGGUUUUUAAUGAUGUUCACAAUGCAUUGUUGUGUUGAUGGUUAGUCUUGCCACUACUCGUAUUACAAAUAUAGACAGGAGUGACAGACCCUUGCGAAAGAAUUUGUCUAAGCUUAAUUCAAACAGCUUUUCUAUUUUGCGCAGGUCUAUUAUGUUCAUUAUCUUUCAACAUGAAACAUUUGGCAACAUAGGACAAUGUUUUAAAUGCUCAAGAUUAUGAACUUUUCAUUACAAGAUUAUCAACUUUUCUGAAAACAGUAUUUCUUGUGGGUUUGUGAUUUAUAUGCCAUGAGUGAAAAUUUGUUUCUAUUUGUGUCAGCUGCUGAGUGUUUAAUAUUUUGAGUUCUAUUACAUACUUAAUAGCUUGCUCGUCGAACGAAUAAUUUCAUGAAAGCCGUAGAACUUUAUGUUUUUAUUUGAUUGUAAUGUGAGAAAUUCACAAAUAACUUUGAUGAAAAAUACAGUGCGUAACUUGCAUUUAAAUAACAAAUUCAUGACAAUGUAAAAAUAACCUUUAUAUUUAGCAUGAAUAUAAAUUGUUGGUAACGAAGUCAAUUCUAAAAUACAUUACAUAUAUUCAUAAACGUAUAUAUAAUCAAAUAAAUAUUAAACAUAUUGGUGUAUUAGUUAUAACUAGAAAAUGCUAUAGACUAAGUAUGAAAACGAUACUUACAUUUUUUUGAACUUUUUAAAUGUAUUAUAAUUUAAAGAUUAUGAAGACUUUGCCAUAAACCGUUAGAAAAAACGGAUGGUUAAGUCCGAUGUAAACUAGUCCUGUCACUGUAAAAGUUUUUAAUGCAUUCAACUUAGUGAUGUACUGGUUUGUGUACUUAGAAUUGCAUAAUAAAGUUCAAAAUAUACUUGAA